Molecule: messenger RNA, 321 nt
Organism: Colletotrichum spaethianum
Lineage: Eukaryota; Fungi; Ascomycota; Sordariomycetes; Glomerellales; Glomerellaceae
Exons: 1
Coding region: 1-321 (106 amino acids)
Source: RefSeq, a predicted model, not a curated record
AUGCGUGUUGCUACCGCUAUCCUCGGCGCUGUCGCCGCCACCGUCGUCACUGCCAACGACAUUCGCCUUAAGAUUCACAAGAGAAUCGAGCCGACCAAGGUCAUCAAAGUCCUCGAAGCCCGGGGGACGCCCGAAUGUACCAGCGCUAUCCUUGCUUUCGCCGAAGCCGUUACCGGUUCCGACCCCCUUCCCACACCUCCUAUUGAGCUCGAGAAGUGGGCCGCCACCGCAGCCAUUGCCAACUCUACAAUCGACCCUGCGCAACCAUAUCCGUCACUGGCUCUAUUGGCGCCGUCUAUACUUCUUGGUCCAGCUCUAUAG